Dryobates pubescens (Downy woodpecker) is the source of this 772-nucleotide messenger RNA. Its product is annotated as cytochrome c oxidase subunit 4 isoform 1, mitochondrial. Bases 115 to 630 code for a protein of 171 amino acids. The record is from RefSeq and is a predicted model, not a curated record. Gene Ontology annotation, biological process: mitochondrial electron transport, cytochrome c to oxygen. NCBI's taxonomy places the organism in Eukaryota, Metazoa, Chordata, Aves, Piciformes, Picidae. The transcript has 5 exons.
CCCCUCCUUUGCGGCUCCUCGCUCUCUCGCUUGCCCGCCGUCUCCCGGCGUGCACUGCGCUUCCGGCCAGCGGCUCCUUCCGGUAGCAGCCCGGCGUAGAGGACGGUCGCCAGGAUGUUGGCUUCAAGAGCAUUCAGCCUCGUCGGGAAGAGAGCCCUUUCCACCUCCAUCUGCCUGAGAGCACAUGGACAUGCUGGUGUUGUCAAAGCAGAGGAUUUCAGCCUCCCGGCUUAUGUUGACCGUCGUGAUCUUCCCCUGCCUGAAGUGGCCUUUGUGAAGGACCUCUCUGCUCAGCAGAAGGCACUGAAAGAGAAGGAAAAGGCAUCUUGGACUGCUCUGUCUGUUGAUGAGAAAGUUGAAUUGUAUCGCAUCAAAUUUAACGAGACCUACGCGGAGAUGAACAAAGGAACAAACGAGUGGAAGACUGUCCUCGGGGGGGUGCUCUUCUUCCUGGGGUUAACUGGCCUCGUCCUCAUCUGGCAGAAACAUUUCAUGUAUGGCCCAAUCCCGCACACCUUCUCCGACGAGUGGCUGUCGGCGCAGACCAAGAGGAUGCUGGACAUGAGGAUUAAUCCUGUGGAGGGCAUCUCUUCCCAGUGGGAUUAUGAGAAGAAUGAAUGGAAGAAAUGAAGCAACUCAGUGGAACCUGCUCUGCUUGAAAAAUGAAAUGAUUCCAUCACCUGUGUGUGACCUCGUUGCUCAUGUACUGGAACAACCUCUCCAUCUACAUAGAUGCUAAUAAAUGUCUGGUUGACUUGAAGGGUUCCUUUUA